This is a messenger RNA of Schizosaccharomyces cryophilus OY26, 4487 nucleotides long. Its product is annotated as AGC protein kinase Ppk18. Gene Ontology annotation, biological process: phosphorelay signal transduction system; peptidyl-serine phosphorylation. Lineage: Eukaryota; Fungi; Ascomycota; Schizosaccharomycetes; Schizosaccharomycetales; Schizosaccharomycetaceae. The record is from RefSeq and is a predicted model, not a curated record. The transcript is spliced from 2 exons. Gene Ontology annotation, cellular component: nucleus; cytoplasm. Gene Ontology annotation, molecular function: ATP binding; protein serine/threonine kinase activity. Bases 230 to 4192 code for a protein of 1320 amino acids.
AUGCAACCUGCUAAGAAAAUCACCAUCUGAGAGCCAUACACUACAGACAUUGGUUAAAAACCAUUUUGUUGGUGACGAAAGAUUUUAAAAAGCAGCUCUAUCUCCGUGGACUGGAAUGGAGUUGUAUGACUGAACGAUUAACAAUUAAAGUGAAUUGACAGCUACAGCUGGAUACCUACCUACGUGUCGAAAUCUACAAAGUACCAUAUGAAGCGUCUCGGUCGUGGCGAUGCAAGAGGCGGAUCAAAAGCGAGCGGCCGAAUCAACGUAUGGAAUUGAAAACGUUUAUGUACUAGAAUUGUCUUUGGAUGGCAAUAUCUUAUAUGGUACAGAAAACUUUACUCAGUUGGUUGGUAUUACAUUCUCGACAUUAAUUGGAAAAUGCGUUCGAAGCUUACUACUAGACGACGAAAAGUUUGAAUGGGCUACACAGCAACUACUCGAAGAUGACUCGAAGAGCGUUCGAGUCUCUUUUACACUUACUCCAUCAUCCGAGCCGGAAGAACAGAUUUUUUUCGAAGAUGAGGAAAUGGAAGUACCGCUAGAACAACCCCUUGAGCUUGAUUGUAUUGGAAUCCUCAUCCGGGACUCGCAAACAAAUGAUCCUUCUCAUACUUUGUGGGUUAUGAGGCCUCUCAAGCUGUUCACCGAAAUUAAACAGGAAAUCGGGCAACAGCUCACUCAAUUCCUCGGUUUCGGUGCCCAUUUGCUCGCCGAACAUCUUCAAAAAAUAAAAGAAAUCCCGUUUCCGAAUCCCUUACCACCCUUCGAGACGAUUCUCUGUCGCGUAUGCGAUCGUGAAAUCCAAAAUUGGUUCUUUGAACAGCACUCUGAGUACUGCUUGCUUACCCAUCAUGCAGAAGCGCGUGUGCAAAGAGCCAACGACAUGCUAAAUGAGCAAAGGAACCUUCUACAAAUCCUCUUAGAUACAUUGGAUUCUACUUACUCCCAAGACUAUCCUCACGUGUAUUAUACAAAUAUGGAAUUAGGGACCGUACUUCCUCCUUCUCUUCAUGAUUUCUUAAAAUCCAGUUCUUCUCAAACCAAGAAAUCCGAGAAAAUCCGCCAUUUCCUCUACAACAUGCUUCUAGAAACCCUUCGCUUUAUUGACUGUUCCCUCGCCAUCCACUUACCUUCCUUACCCUCUGUUGAAGAUAAUGAGCAAGAUAUGCCGUUUAGCUCUGUUCGUCUCCUUUCUCCUGCUAGCGAGGUCUUGAAUGCAAAAUCAUUAUCAUGGUGUUUGCCCCAAGUUGACGACCCUGGUCUCAGAAAGCUUUUUGACGACAGUAAUGCUCUUGUACAAAAGAAGCUUGAUGCAAAUGCUCGUCUAAUCAACAUCAUGUAUUACGCGGAACGUUUACGUUGUGAAGUCGAAGACCAAGUCCAAACCAUAGUUGAACAAUACGUUCAAGAUCACGAUACCCAACCUUCUUCUUUAAAUAAAGAUGUCCUCGUUCCCUCUUCGUUAGACCAACUUGAAUCUCCCUCUCCCUCUCCCUCUCCUUCUUUUCAUCCCUUAUAUACCGACACCCCAACCUCAGCCUAUAUACCAAGUGCCAAUCCCUCUAAUCGGCUUCCGGUGCUUUCUCGGGCAAAUUUUGAAUCGGUUCCCCCGGUUGGCGAAAAAGAUAGCCCUUCAUCAAUCAAGAAUAUUCGCCAGUUUUCCUCCACUCUUGGUCCUUGUAAUUCCCCCUCCAGUACUGCGAACACCGGUGUUCCUAUUACCUCCCGUAGAAAAUCUGUCAGCACUAUGAAUGCGAUUUACGGUGUCGGGUCGUACACCUCGGAUGCAUCGCCAAAGUUUAGACCUUCUUUUUCUCUAGAGCGAAGUUCUUUAUCAAAACAUGCCGAUUCCCCCAAUACACCUUUAAGUAAACAGGUAGGUAUCUCUACCAUUGCCCCCAACUCCACUUCCAAGGGACAUCCUUCUAUACAAGAUUAUGAAAUUAUUAAGCCCAUCAGCCGAGGAACAUUUGGUACUGUUUACCUCUCAAAAAAGAAAUCUGUUGGCGAAAUCUACGCCAUUAAGGUCUUACGCAAGGUGGACAUGAUUCUUAAAAAUCAGGUUGCCAAUGUUAAGGCUGAAAAGGCUAUUUUAAUGGCCCAGGAGGAAUCUCCCUUUAUUGCUAAGCUCUAUUACGCCUUUCAAAGUAAGGAUUACCUUUACCUUGUGAUGGAGUUCAUGAAUGGUGGUGAUUGUGCAUCUUUGCUGAAAUCAUUGUACGCUAUUCCUGAAUCUUGGGCAAAGAUUUAUAUAGCAGAGGUGGUGUUAGGUUUAGAACACUUGCACAAUCUCGGAAUUAUUCAUAGAGACAUAAAGCCUGAAAACAUAUUGAUGAGUAGUUCUGGUCAUCUGAAACUUGCUGACUUCGGACUCAGUCAAAUGGGUCUUAGAACAAGGCAAUUCCGGUUACAAAAAGCAAAGUCCGUUUUAUCACCUCCUAGUUUUCAGUCACCAACCUGUUUUCCAGAAUCUAAUGAACCACUGACAAAUUCCCCUUUAAUUUUACCUACGAGUGUUGGCCUUCACAACCUUUCGUCAGAUUUACCCCAGAAGAAAAAAAACGAGUCUUUUCUUUUUUCUUAUCAAUCAGAAAAUGAAGGGUUUGGAAGCUCAAGUAGUGAAUUCACUAAUAGGAAUAGUGAAUCAGAGUCAGACUUUGGAUAUCAGAAAGGCUCUCGUAAUUUAUUUGACCAAUCUGUUCCUUUUUUCAAAAUUGCAGAUGCACCUAGGAAAUUUGUUGGAACUCCAGAUUAUCUGGCUCCCGAAACGAUUCAAGGAAGUACUCAAGAUGAUAUGGUCGAUUGGUGGGCUUUAGGUUGUGUAUUUUUUGAAUGUUUGUUUGGGUAUCCUCCUUUUCAUUCUGACACACCUGAAAAGGUAUUCAAUAAUAUUGUAGCUAACCGAAUUAACUGGCCUGAUUUGGACCUUUAUCCUUGUUCUGAAGAAGCACUUGAUUUGAUUAAAUCCUUUUUAAAACUGAAUCCUGAAGAUCGGCUUGGAGCCAAAGGAAUUCAAGAGAUUAAGCGACAUCCAUUUUUUGAAGGAAUUAAAUGGAAUGAUCUACUAAGUCAUGAAGCUCCCUUUGUACCAAACCUUGAGACACCUUUAGAUACUGUUUAUUUCGAUGAUCGUGGUGCAGUUAACACGGAAAGGAACGUUACUCCGAAUGAUACGGUUGAUGAAGAGUCUGUCCACUCAUCUGGAUCUGGCCGUCGCGUACAAUCAUCUUUGAGUCGGCAAUUGCAUAGUCGUGACCGAAGUAUUUCUGGCAGACGCCAUCGUCGGUUUAGCGAAAACAUGAAUGAAUUUGAUGAGUUUGGAUCAUUUUCUUACAAAAACUUGAGUGUUUUGGAUCAGGCGAAUAAGAAUGCUAUUGAAAAAAUUAGGUCCGAGUUGAAGUCCAAGCUCCAUAUAAUGCUUCCUGCUGCAUCUUCCGCUCCAAAUAGUGAAGUUUCUUCUGCAAAGGCUCCUGAUCUACAAUCAUACAGCCCAGGUGUUCCAAGCUUCCCCUCUGUUUUUUCCUCUCAGGAAUCUACGCCUCGAAAAGCAUCCGGCGUUAGCGCUGAACACGAUUUUAAAGGUAAAGUUGAAUCUACUAAGCCUAAUACGACUGAUUUCGUCAAACAGUUGCAUCUACGCAAGCAUAGCAUGACAAAUGUAUCGAUUGCUUCUUCAGAAAGUGAUGAUUUUUUGUCCCUUGACCUUUUGCAAGCUAAAAAUAUUUCUACCGACCAACUGACAAUGGUAAAAUCUGAUGAAGUUCAUUCAUCCCCACUUUCUUCUCCUUCAGUUAAUUCUCCGACGAUCCUAACCUCCCUUGCUCCCUUAAAAGUAGUUAUAUGUGUGGACAAAGUCGUGUCUUUCUCUGAACUUAUAAAGCUCUUAAAGUCUUACAGGUUUCAAGUAACGGUUGUAGAUGACGAGGAUAAAAUGCUGAGAAUACUGAUGUCUGAUGAAAAGUUUUCUCUCAUAUUUUUACAACUCGACCUGACUCGAAUUUCGGGAAUUUCAAUCUUGAAAAUCGUAAGGUCGAGUAGUUGUCCGAAUAGAAACACACCAGCAAUAGCCUUACUGCCUUCCAGGAUUGAUAUUAAUGCGGCGAUUCCACGCUUGUUCGAUGGCCGUUUAUAUCUUCCUAUAAACGGUUAUCUUCUUCGAGGUUAUAUAGCUCGGCUGUGCAACCGAUAAAUAUAUAGUCCACUUUUUUGUUUUAGGAUUCCUCGAGUGACGAUUUUUGCAAAUAAUUAAACUAUUGGGAUGUUACGAUAUAACCUUACUACUAUGGUGAAUAUUUAGAGGUCUUGAUUUAUGUUACCUUUGUUUAGAAAUGUUUUGUUUUAGUUAAUUUAUUUCGUAUGAACAAAAACACUAACGAAAUAUAUAACUGUAUAUAUCAAUAUAUUUAUUCAUUUUUCUGCUGGAAAACCGCAUCUUUAUUUUUUUCCAAAAAUCACAGAUUUUGGCAAAAUGAAAGUACAACAGU